UUCAGUUGUCCCCCCGCCCGAGGAAAUACCUGGUCUGUACGCCUUUUCUUGAGCUUCUCACUCAUGGAUAUCCACAAUAACCACUUGGGGCUUCCAUCAACUAAAUGGCCCAGUGUUUGCCGCUACGAAGCCUUUCUCAGUUUCAGAGGAGGAGAUGUUCGGGGGGGCUUCGUUGAAUUUCUCUACGAAGGCCUCGCUGAUUCAGGGAUAAUUGCAUUCAUCGAUCAUCGUGGGAUCGAGAUCGGAGAAAAUAUCAUGCGUAUGAUCUUAAAAGUGAUUGGGCACACGCAGAUCUGCAUUCCCAUCUUCUCCAAAGAUUUCGCUUCCAGUAAGAGUUGUCUGAAGGAGGUAGAGAAAAUGGUGAAGUGUGACAGGACAAUCAUGCCCAUUUUCUACGACGUCUCCCCUUCAGUGGUCGGCGAGCAAAAGGAGAGUUAUCAGCAGUCCUUCCGCGACCAUGUGGCCAAGGGGGUGCCGUUAACGACUAUAAACAACUGGAAGAAGGCUCUGCAGAUUGUUUCAAGAAGACGAGGAUGGGAAUUGGAGAAAUUCCAGGACAGGCAGCGUGUACUUAUAAAUGAGGUUGUUUCCACGGUCCGCCGGUUGUUGAGGAAGGAUGACUUACAUGUGACGGCACAUUUAGUGGGGAUGGAUCAACCUGUGCAAGAGGUGAUGAGAAAACUUGGUGUUGGCCAUGAAAAUGGAGAAGUAAUUAGAGGGCAAACGGUGAAAGGAAAACGUGUGGUUGAGAUAUCGGGCCUUCCAGGAAUUGGUAAGUCGACUCUUGCCACGGUUGUCUACAACAAAAUCCAUCAUCUCUUCGAAGGUAAGAGUUUCCUUAGAGAGGUUGAGCAAACGAGACUCCUGUCUCUCCAAGAAAAUUUAGUCGGUGGCCUCCAAAAGAGAGCAUACACAUUCAAAUCUCCUGCUGAAGGUACCGAUUUUAUCAAGUACAAAUUUGGAGAUCUAAGAGUUCUUAUUAUUCUUGAUGAUGUUAGUGAUUUUAAACAAGUCAAUUCACUAGCUGGAGAUCUAAGUUGGUUCGGUCCGGGAAGUAGGAUCAUCGUGAUCUCUAGGAGAAGUAAUCUUGUUGACGACUGUAAUCUUGUGCCUAUGACCUCUACAAGCAACAGUACUGUUAACAAUUGUGAUGACAUCAUCAUUGAAAAAUACGAGCUAAAACAAAUGAAUAGUGACCAUGCUUUUCAGCUAUUUUGUAGUGUUCUUAGAGAAAAACCUCUUAAAAAGGAAUUCUCCUCUUUGGCAUGUGAAAUUAUUUUGGCUGCUGGAAGAAUUCCUCUGGUUAUUGAGGUUGUUGGUUCAAUUUUACGUGGAAAGGACAUAAAGUUUUGGAAGGAGGCAUUGGAUAGAUUGAACCGAGAGCCUUACACUAAGGAAGUGAAAAGAAUUCUGAAGAGUAGAUAUGAAGAUUUAGAUAAAAAUGCCCGAGAGAUAUUUCUUGAUAUAGCGUGUUUUUUUGUGGGAAAAGACAAAACAAUACCCUCUUACAUGUGGGAAGCUUGUAAAUAUGAUCCUUAUAGAGGAAUUGACGAGCUUCAUGACUUGUCUUUGGUCAAAACUAGAGAAAACAAUACAUUGUGGAUGAAUAAUCAACUAAAAGUCCUUGGGAGGGACAUAGUCAGGGAGGAAAAUCCAAGUGAACCUUUCAAGCGGAGCAGGCUAUGGAAUCAGGAGGAUAUCGAACCAGUAUUGAACGAAAGGAAGGAUUGGCAGGACGUUGCAGUUGAAGCCCUUAGUGCCACAUUCGACAAACCCCAUUUAUUUCCUAAAUGUAGAUUCUUUUGUGAUUUCUCGAAGUUUAGGUAUCUUAAAAUGAACCACGCUAUUGUCAAAGCAUAUAAGCAGAGUGCAAAGAGCUCCAGAGAGGAUUUUUUCCUUCGAAGGUUAAAGUGGCUUGAAUGGCAAGGGUGCAACGAUAUCUCCAAUCUACUUGCUUUAGAUAUGUCAAAAUUGAUCAUUCUUGAUUUGUCUGGGAGUACCUCCACCAAUUGGCAAUGCUGGAAACAAAUUAUGAAGGUACGAUGACAUACCUAUGCAUUUUCUUUUGCAUCCAGUUUGACAAUGGCUUGCAGAAA
This is a messenger RNA of Eucalyptus grandis, 2096 nucleotides long. RefSeq names its product disease resistance protein RPV1-like. Gene Ontology annotation, biological process: defense response; signal transduction. The coding region runs from base 64 to 2046 and encodes 660 amino acids. Gene Ontology annotation, molecular function: ADP binding. The record is from RefSeq and is a predicted model, not a curated record. The transcript is spliced from 3 exons. NCBI's taxonomy places the organism in Eukaryota, Viridiplantae, Streptophyta, Magnoliopsida, Myrtales, Myrtaceae.